AUGACGCUGCAUGGUGUCCCUGGAAAAAUCGCUUGUAGGGCAUUCCCGCUAACCCUAAAAGGGUUAGCACAUUCAUGGUUUGGGUCACUAGCACCUAAAUCAGUGGACAACUUUGGCGAGCUAGCCAAGCUGUUCCUAACCCAAUUCAUGUCCAGUCAGUGGAGGCAGCACCCUGCUGCAUACCUCCUCACUAUCAAACAAACGGAGGAUGAGAGCCUGAAGUCUUACUUGGCCCGGUUCAAUAAAGAGCGCAUGACCAUUGACAACCAAGACGAGAAGAUUACCUUGACGGCGCUCUUGUAA
Juglans microcarpa x Juglans regia is the source of this 303-nucleotide messenger RNA. RefSeq lists its product as uncharacterized. The record is from RefSeq and is a predicted model, not a curated record. Lineage: Eukaryota; Viridiplantae; Streptophyta; Magnoliopsida; Fagales; Juglandaceae. The transcript has a single exon. The coding region runs from base 1 to 303 and encodes 100 amino acids.